UCCUGGACUUGAAUGCCGAAGCCGGCAUUUUCAGCGUCAAGGGCACACGUCCGAAGAAGAAAAAAUCAAAGAAAGCAUCAGAAAAGCAGGAGGUGGUGGAGGGCAAUAAACCAAAGAAAAAGGGGGCUGAGAAGAUGGACAAAAAGGGCAAAUCUGCUGCCAUGGCACACUUGUUGGCACAAAAAGUUGAGCAGGAAAAGGCUGCUAAGGAAGCAUAUGCAUCUCAAGCUUUGAAAUCUUACAUUGAAGUUAGCAUUAAUGCAGAUGAGGUGCAAAAAGCUCAACAGGCUUUUGAAUACUACAGAGAAAAAAAUAAAACAAAAAAUCAGACCAACGAAUUGAAGAACAUUGAGAUUUACAAUUCACUGCUAUUUGGCUGGUCAAAAAAAGGUCGAUUGGAUAAAGUGAAAAAGGUCUUCUCUUUGAUGAUGGAGGAUGACAUGGCCCCCAACUUGCAGUCAUAUGUAGGAUAUUUGGAAUGUAUUGGACGCAGCAAGUUCAUAGAUUUUGAAGAAAUUCAAAAUGUUGUUAAUGAGAUGAAAACAAAAGGACUUUCUCCUCAAGAUAUUUUCAAAGAAUGCACUUUUGUUGAUGAACAAAAAGAGAAGGUCAUAGAGGUUCUAGGGUUUGUGGAUCCCAUGUUAUGUUUGCCUACGUAUAACAAAGGGGAAACUUACUCAUGUGAACUCUUAAACAGGCUGAAUGAACAAGACUACGGGAGGGGAGAGAAACAUUUUAACUUUUGUUUCAAGGAGGAAAAUAUCAAAGAAUUAUCUACACUUCAACUUCAAUCUGAAGAAUGCCACAGCUUGAGGAUUCACUCGGUGGAUGCUUUGUCUACUGUUGGUGAGAAAGUUCAGAAAUCAAGGAACUACUUAAAGGAAUGUGAAGAAACAUGGAGGAAAAAACUAACAAAUGCUUUAAAGAAUAUCAAAAAUCUGGAGAAAAAAUCCCAUGGUAUGUGCAUUCACAAACCAUCCAUUUACCCAUAUUUAGCCGUGAUUGAUACUGACAUCCUAGUGAAUUUAUUGUUACAGGAAAUAAGAAUGUUAGCUGAAACAGGAGAAUUUUUCAGUCCCAGCGUGAAAAUUUUAUACAAGGCAUUGGGAGUUAAAGUAAUGAAUCAUUACUUUAUCUGGCUGAACAGGAAGAAUAAAAUUACAGAAAAGACGUUGCUCAUUUAUCAAGAGUACCUCUCCUUUUUGCUCAACCCUGAACUGUUUUCCAAAUACACACCAAGAGAGUAUUGGGAAUAUCUGCUUCAUCAUCACAGCGAUGGACCUACGAUCGGCAUCUCAGAUGUUGCUUGGCCUCAAAGUGUGCUAACUUAUAUUGGAAGAUAUUUGUAUGACAUCCUGAGAUACAACAUAGCUUUCAAUGCCAAUGCGGUUCGUCAUAAGACCCCCAGCAAAGUUCUUAGUCAAGCCUUUUAUACUGUUUAUGAAGGACUGGAUGUUAAGCUUUCCAAGCAGAUUAGGGCCCAUUCUCUUCUUUGCAAACUGUACAGAGAUGCAAAACUGGAUCACCUGGAAUUCGACGUCAGUUUGGUUCCGAUGAUAUCCCCUCCAAAACCUUGGGUGAAACAUGAUUCUGGCGGAUUGCUGGUCACAUCCACUCUUUUCAUCAGAUAUCCAGGACAUGCCCAUCACCAAGUCACUUUUUAUUCAAAAGUUCCACCUAUGCAACUGAACCCUUGUUUUGAUUCCCUCAACAGUCUUUCACUCUGCCCGUGGAUUAUCAAUAAACCUGUUUUGGAUCUUGUGAUUGAAAUUUUCAGGGCCGGUGGCAGUGAAGAAUUAGAUAUUCCCCUCAAUCCGUCAUCUUUUCCAAAUGCUCCAAAAUUCCAUCCAGACAUGACAAAGAAAGAAAAAAAUGUGGUACGGAAACGAAAACUGGAAUUAAAGAAAAUGAAAGGAGAAACGACCAGCUUAUGGUUUGACUGCUUGUAUAAACUGAGCAUAGCCAAUCAUUUUCGAGACAAAGUAUUCUGGUUCCCUCACAACUUGGACUUCCGUGGCCGCGUCUAUCCGACUCCCCCUCAUUUUAAUCAUUUAGGUAAUGAUAUGGCUAGAAGUAUUUUAUUGUUUGCUGAUGGACAGCCUCUCGGACAAAAAGGGUUGGAUUGGCUGAAAGUCCAUUUGAUUAACCUAACUGGUUUCAAGAAGAGAGAUACCCAUGAAGAAAGACUGAAGUUUGCAAAUGAGAUAUUGCCGGAGAUUCUAGAUUCUGCCGAUCGUCCCUUUCAGGGCAAUCAGUGGUGGAAGACAUCUGACAAGCCCUGGCAGACCCUCGCCUGUUGCAAGGAAGUUGCCAAGGCAGUCCGACACCCGAAUCCAGAGGAAUACAUCUCUCACUUCCCGAUCCACCAGGACGGGUCCUGUAAUGGCCUACAGCAUUACGCAGCCUUGGGUCGGGACCAUUUGGGGGCCAUAGAAGUCAACCUGCAUCCCUCUGAUCGCCCACAGGAUGUAUACAGUGGGGUUGCGGCGCUGGUCGAAAAAGAACGUCAGAAAGAUGCAGAGAAUGGUCUUGAAAUUGCUCAGUGUCUGGAAGGGUUUGUGAAGAGAAAGGUUGUGAAGCAGACGGUCAUGACCUUUGUUUAUGGAGUCACGACCUAUGGAGCCAAGCUCCAGAUACUGAAGCAAUUAAAGGAUAUUCCCGAUUUUCCCGAGAGAUAUCACCACGAAGGCGCUUCAUAUCUGAUGAGGAAAACAUUCCUCAGUAUUCGAGAAAUGUUUACAGCUACCAAACAGAUACAAGACUGGCUCACCGACUGUGCAGAGCAGAUCACGAGAGUUUCUGGUGACACCUUGGAGUGGGUCACCCCUCUGGGUUUCCCUGUGGUGCAGCCAUACCACAAGGAGACUUCGGUGAGGAGCUCCAAGUACUGCAUUUCACUGGGACAAGAACCACUGACUGCUUACGAUAGCAGAUAUGAGCCUUAUCAACUGCCAAAUAUAAGGAAGCAGAAGAAUGCUUUUGCUCCCAACUUCAUCCAUUCACUUGAUUCUAGUCACAUGAUGUUAACAUCAUUGUUUUGCCAAAGGAAUGGGGUUUUGUUUGUUUCUGUCCAUGACUGUUAUUGGACCCAUGCUUCUGUUGUAGAAAUUAUGAAUAAGAUUUGCAGAGAACAGUUUGUGUCUCUCCAUAAGCAAGCUAUAUUGGAAAACUUGUCAGCCUUUUUUCUUGAAAGAUACGCCAGUGUUGCUGAUGAGAAUAUACAAAGCAAUAAGAACAAAGAAAAAUCUGCUAGAUUGAAAUUGAGAGACGUGUUAACUAAAGUUCCUGAAAAAGGUACAUUUGAGCUGGAUAAGGUUCUGGAAUCUGUUUAUUUCUUCAGCUGAAGAUGGAUCUCACAUCAUUAUUGACCCUGCUUUUGAGCAUGUUGUGAUAUAAGUACCUGUGUCUUCAUGUAUAUAUGUAC
Uloborus diversus is the source of this 3424-nucleotide messenger RNA. RefSeq names its product DNA-directed RNA polymerase, mitochondrial-like (gene mtRNApol). NCBI's taxonomy places the organism in Eukaryota, Metazoa, Arthropoda, Arachnida, Araneae, Uloboridae. Gene Ontology annotation, molecular function: mitochondrial promoter sequence-specific DNA binding; DNA-directed RNA polymerase activity; protein binding. The record is from RefSeq and is a predicted model, not a curated record. Gene Ontology annotation, biological process: mitochondrial transcription. The coding region runs from base 135 to 3344 and encodes 1069 amino acids. The transcript has 30 exons. Gene Ontology annotation, cellular component: mitochondrial DNA-directed RNA polymerase complex.